Messenger RNA from Nematocida homosporus, 480 nucleotides. RefSeq lists its product as uncharacterized. Lineage: Eukaryota; Fungi; Microsporidia. The transcript has a single exon. The coding region runs from base 1 to 480 and encodes 159 amino acids. The record is from RefSeq and is a predicted model, not a curated record.
AUGAUUAACGUUGCUUCGUUUAUAGAUGCCAUGCCUUCUGCUUUUAUGUACACUAGUAUCGCUUCAGGUGCAGCACUUAGUGUAAUGUUUGUUCUAUUUGUCUUUUCACUCUGUGCCCUUGAAGAUAAGUCAAAGAAAACAGCGAUCAAGUUUGCCGUUAUCUUUGGAACUAUAGCUCUUAUUGUCUUCACCAUUGCUGUUCUCUGCUACACUGAAGUAAUCAACUACCAAGCCAUUAUCACGCCUGUACUCAACUGGAUUAACCGAACCUUCUAUUCCAGCGAGUUGCCAGCCUUCGAACAAGCAAAGCAAGCAGGUGAAAGUGCCCUUGAAAAAGUUAAGCAAACAGGUGAAAAUGUCCUUGGAACAGUUAAGCAAACAGGUGUUGACCUCGCAGGAAAGGCCAAACAAGUUCUUGAUGAGACCAUUGGCAAGACAAUUAACGAAAGCCUCAGUAACAUUAAGAGUCCGAACAUAUAA